This is a messenger RNA of Phytophthora nicotianae INRA-310, 756 nucleotides long. RefSeq lists its product as hypothetical. NCBI's taxonomy places the organism in Eukaryota, Oomycota, Peronosporomycetes, Peronosporales, Peronosporaceae. Bases 1 to 756 code for a protein of 251 amino acids. The record is from RefSeq and is a predicted model, not a curated record. The transcript has a single exon.
AUGUCGAUCACUAAAAUCAAUGCUGCGCUUGCUUCACUGGAUUGGAAGCAAGUAUCACGAACUCGUCGAGGUCAGAUCAUCCUCCUAUGCGGCGCAACUGAAGCUCAAUGGAAAACUUAUGUAAAGUGUGAUUCUCGAGAAUUUAAAGCGACUCAGGACAUUCGAUCGAGCCAAAUGGAAUGGAUUGACGGCUACAUUUACAUCGUUGAGCUUCCGUCUCCAGCGCAGGACAUUUACAGCUUCAUGUUUGGCAAGUAUUUGCUGUCUCAUCCCGUAGUAGGCUCAUAUCUCCACACGCAUGGGCGAGCUUUCGUUCCGAACCAACAAAUUUAUGAACCUGACGAAAGUUUCGGGCCUACAGAGGAAACGGGAGUUGCUCUACCGUCGGAUUUUCUUCAGUGGUGGCAUUGGAGCACUCUGAAGGUCGAAAUUGGGAUUUUGCGGCAUUGGGGUCACUCACCAGGUCAACUUGACUGGAAGGCACAACGUUGGGCUUCAUUUCCAGGUGUACGAUACGUUCUGUGCGUGACGCUACGCCGUGACAUGACAAGCGCCCAGUACAAGCUCUACACGAUCGAGGAUCAAGGGCUUCACCUUCCAGAGCAGAAGCCGAUAUCCGUGGUUUUCCCACAAACAUAUAUGAAGUUUGAUUCGAGGCGGCUGCUUGGUUUGCAGCUCUCUGACGAGCUGCCCUAUGGUUUCCCUGACCCGCUUGCCGUCAAUCUGUACGCUGUGUUAGAUGAUGCUCGGCGCUGA